CUCCGACGGGGUAAAGUACGCUGCUCUCGUUGCCAUGGUGAAUCGGUGAAUCUGUGAUCGAUGGCGGGGUCUAUUUGAGGAAGCCGCGUGCGCGCACUGAUCCAGGAUUGGUUUCACCUGGCUUGAUGAAUCCGUGUCUGCGCAUCCUGGCUUGGUCUUUGUGCAACCAAUUAAGCCUGGACGUUCUUGUUUUGGAUUCGUUGAACCCAGCUCAGUCAUUUAUCCUGGAUGUCUGAAUCCUGCUUUUGUGGAACGGGCCCCAGAUUGCCUCUGAGCGACUGUGCCCAUAGCACACAAGAGACUAGGGGACAGGAACGUGACAUUAUACACAGCACAGCAGCAGGUGGCAGUAUACAUAUUUGUAAACUACCAAAGAAGAAGAGGAGCAAGCAACCUUCCGCUUUGCCUUUGAAGUCAGGUUACAAAACCACAGCUGAGCCCAGGAAACAUUCCCAACAGUCAGGGCUUGAAUUUACAUUGCGUUGCGGCGAAUGGGGUUAAACAAGUUCUGCAGUCUGAACAGUUCCGAUCCAUUCUGGGUGAGACACCUGGUUCCCAUAUGGCAGGACGUAGAGGUCCUCGAGGCAGUCAACAAUACACUCGGCCCACUGACAGAGUUCACUGAUGCCCUCUCAGGAGAACAAUAUGUGAGUAUCUCCUCAGUGAAGCCAGUUCUCCACCUCUGUGAAACGUCAGUUGUUGCAGUGCAGGAAGAUGACUCGGGUCUCAUGCGAUCAAUCAAGUCAAGAAUCCUGGGGUACCUUCAGGAAAGUACAGUGAUCCAAACACACAGGGGCUGCUCGACCUUGCCACAACUCUGGAUCCAAGAUUCAAAAUGAAAUAUGUCAGUGAGGACAAGAAAACCACUGUCAAGGCCAGACUGACAGAUGAGAUGACUGGCAUAACUACAGUUAUGAAUAUUUAGAUGAGCUUUGUCUCUGUUUUGAAGCAAAGUCAGCCCUCAAGUGCACCCCCUGCUGCCACCCCCAUGAAGAAGAGCCGGAAGACUUUAGGCAGCUUCUUCAAAGCAGCAGGAGGCAAUGAGACGGGACCAUCCCAGCUAGAGCAAGAUGUUGACUCAGAACUACAGUCAUAUCUACUCAUCAGUAACAUUGACAGUGAGGAGGACCCCUUAGUCUGGUGGAGGCAACACAAGGAAUUGGAACCGUACCUGGUACACUACUAAUCCAGACCUCACCCAGUGCUUCCAGAACACUGUCCUUGUGUGGCUGCCAUGCCUCUACCUCUGGAUAUGUGCCCCCAUCUACCUCAUCUACCUCCGCAGUCAUGACCGUGGCUACAUAUGUAUGAGUCACAUCAACAAAGCUAAAACUGCUGUUGGCCUUCUGCUGUGGAUUAUCUGCUGGUCAGAUGUUUUCUAUUCUUUCUGGGAAAGAAGUCACAGCACCAGUGUCCCCGCACCCGUCCACCUAGUCAGUCCCACCUUACUGGGCCUCACCAUGUUGCUGGCCACCCUGUUAAUCCAGUAUGAACGGAUGAAAGGGGUUCAGUCAUCUGGAGUGAUGCUGAUCUUUUGGCUGCUGGCACUGCUGUGUGCCACAGUCACCUUCAGAUCCAAGAUCUUCCAGGCCCUGGACGAGCCAUCAACGGUGUGUUUGUGGAGGUACACCACCUUCUAUAUCUACUAUGCUCUGCUGCUGGUUGCUCUGUUCCUGUCCUGCCUGACAGACCGACUCCCCCUCUUCUCUCAAGCCGUCAAAGACUCGAAUCCCUGCCCCGAGCCUGGAGCCUCUUUCCUCUCCAGAAUAACCUUCUGUUGGAUCACCAGGAUGAUGAUGACAGGCUACAAGCGCCCACUUGAGGAAAAGGACCUGUGGUCUUUGAACUCUGAAGACCGCUCCCACAAAGUGGUUCCAAAACUGGUGCGCCGCUGGAACACAGAGUGCCAAAAAGUCAAAAGGACAGAGCAGAAAACUUUGUACUCCCCCAAGCGGGUCAGUCACAAUGAGGGCAAAGAAGGCCGAGCUGUGGAAGAGUCUGAAAUCUUGAUUGUAAAAACCCCCCAGAACACAAGGGAGCCUUCCCUGUUGUGGGCACUGUGCCUAACCUUCGGACCCUACUUCCUCAUCUCCUGCUUCUAUAAGUUCAUCCAGGACGUCCUCAUGUUUGUUGGGCCUGAGAUUCUUCGGCUGCUGAUCCACUUUGUCAACAACUCCAGUGCUCCCUCCUGGCAGGGUUACUUCUACACUGCUCUGCUCUUCAUAUGUACCUCUGUGCAGUCGCUCAUCCUGCAGAGGUACUUUCAUGUCUGCUUUGUCACAGGCAUGCGUCUGCGCACUGCCAUCAUCGGAGCUGUCUACAGGAAGGCCUUGCUUAUAAGCAACGCAGCACGCCGCACCUCCACAGUGGGCGAGAUGGUGAACCUGAUGUCAGUAGAUGCUCAGCGCUUCAUGGACCUCAUUACUUACAUCAACAUGGUAUGGUCCGCCCCUCUGCAGGUGGUGCUGGCCCUCUACUUUCUCUGGCAGAACCUGGGUCCAUCCGUGUUGGCUGGAGUGGCUGUGAUGGUUCUGAUGGUUCCUGUUAAUGCUGUGAUCGCAAUGAAAACCAAAACCUACCAGGUGGCUCAGAUGAAGAGUAAGGACAGUCGCAUUAAGCUGAUGAAUGAGAUGCUAAAUGGCAUUAAGGUGCUUAAACUGUAUGCCUGGGAGAUGGCCUUCAAGGACAAGGUGUCAAAAAUCCGUGAGAGUGAGCUGCAAGUCCUUAAGAAGGCUGCCUACCUGGGUGCAAUGUCCACCUUCACCUGGGUCUGCGCACCUUUCCUGGUCGCCCUGUCCACGUUUUCUGUGUACGUACUGAUUGACGAACGAAACGUGUUAGAUGCCCAGAAGGCAUUUGUGUCACUGGCACUCUUCAACAUCCUGCGUUUUCCUCUCAACAUGCUGCCAAUGGUCAUCAGUAGUAUGGUGCAGGCCAGCGUGUCGUUGAAAAGGCUGAGAGUGUUUCUUUCUCAUGAGGAGCUGCAGGAAGACAGUGUGGAGCACAAAACAGUAGCAGGCUCCCCACAUAGUAUUUCCAUUGUGGAUGGAGUUUUAAGCUGGUCUAGAGCUGAAUCACCGGCACUGAACAGGUUGAAUGUGUGUGUCCCAGAAGGCUCUCUGGUAGCCGUGGUGGGACACGUGGGUUCAGGAAAGUCCUCACUGCUUUCUGCCCUGCUCGGAGAGAUGGAAAAACUAGAAGGAACUGUGGCUGUCAAGGGUUCGAUGGCCUACGUUCCUCAGCAGGCCUGGAUCCAGAAUUCCACACUGAAAGACAACAUAAUAUUUGGUCAGGAAAGGAGAGAGGCCUGGUAUCAGCGUGUGGUGGAGGCAUGUGCCCUUCAGCCUGACCUUGAGAUCCUUCCUGCUGGAGACGAGACAGAGAUUGGAGAGAAGGGGGUGAAUCUCUCUGGAGGUCAGAAGCAGAGGGUAAGCCUGGCCAGGGCUGUCUAUUGUGACCGUGCUGUCUACCUGCUGGAUGACCCGCUGUCUGCCGUUGACGCUCACGUAGGAAAACAUAUCUUUGAUCACGUCAUUGGCCCACAGGGACUGCUGAAGGACAAGACUCGUGUGCUGGUGACUCACGGACUGCGCUACCUGCCCCAGGCCGACCUGAUCCUGGUCAUGGUGGAGGGAGAGAUCACAGAGAUGGGCUCCUACCAGCAGCUCAUGGCCACAGAGGGAACCUUUGCUGAGUUUCUGCGAACAUACACUGCAGUUGACCACACUGACAACAAUCAGUCUGUGCCAAGGAGUGGAACCAAAGGAGUAGAGAACAGCAGUGCACCUGCUCGUGUUGGCAGUCCAGAUGCCAGCAAUGUGUCCAAACUGUCCCAGACGGGUAAGGAGGACAAGGUGCUGAGCAAAAAUGCCAAGGACCCUGAGGUGGGCAAGCUGACAGAGGCUGACAAGGCCAGCACUGGACGGGUCAAACUCUCUGUGUUCUGGGCUUAUCUAAAAGCCAUCGGAGUGCCUCUGUCCUGCAUCAGUCUGCUGCUGUUCCUCACCCAUCACCUGCUCUCACUGUUCUCCAACUACUGGCUGAGCCUGUGGACUGACGACCCCGUGGUGAAUGGCACUCAGCCCGACAGACUAAUGAGACUUGGGGUGUACGGUGGUCUCGGCCUGUUCCAGGGUGUGGCAGUCUUUGGUUACUCCCUCUCCACGUCCAUCGGGGGCAUCCUGGCAUCCCGCUACCUUCAUCAGUCCAUGCUGUAUGACGUCCUGCGCUCACCUAUGUCCUUCUUUGAGCGAACCCCCAGUGGCAACCUGGUCAACCGCUUUGCCAAGGAGAUGGAUACCAUUGACUCAGUGAUCCCCAGUAUUAUUAAGAUGUUCAUGGGCUCUAUGUUAAAUGUGUUGGGUGCUUGUGUUAUCAUCCUGAUUGCCACACCACUGGUAGCUGUCAUCAUCCCUGCUCUCGGUCUGCUCUACUUUUUUGUGCAGAGGUUUUAUGUGGCAUCAUCUCGCCAGCUAAAGCGUCUGGAGUCAAUCAGUCGUUCACCCAUCUACACCCACUUCAGUGAAACACUGCUGGGCACCUCCGUCAUCCGAGCCUUUGGUGAACAGGAGCGCUUCAUUCAUGAGAGUGAUCGGCGGGUGGACCACAACCAGAAAGCUUACUACCCCAGCAUCAUAGCAAACAGGUGGCUGGCUGUUCGCCUGGAGUUUGUAGGAAACUGCAUCGUGUCAUUUGCAGCUUUGUUUGCUGUCAUAGCCAGAGAAAGCCUCAGUCCAGGCAUCAUGGGGCUGUCUAUCUCCUAUGCCCUCCAGCUGACUGCCUCUCUGACCUGGCUGGUGAGGAUGUCCUCUGAUGUGGAGACCAACAUAGUGGCUGUAGAGAAAGUUAAAGAGUACAGUGACACAGAGAAAGAGGCAGAGUGGAAACAUGAGCCCUCCAGCCUCCCCCCAGGGUGGCCCACUGAUGGCUGCAUAGACAUCAGAGGCUUUGGCCUGCGCUACCGCCACAACCUGGAUCUCGCCAUUCGCAACAUCACCAUCAGUAUAAAUAGAGGAGAGAAGGUGGGCAUUGUUGGGCGCACCGGAGCAGGGAAAUCUUCCCUAACGCUCGGGCUGUUUCGGAUCAUCGAGGCAGCAGAGGGUCACAUCUUCAUUGACGGGGUGGACAUCACUCAGCUGGGCCUCCAUGAGCUUCGUUCCAGAAUCACCAUCAUUCCACAGGACCCAGUGCUGUUUUCAGGAUCUCUGAGGAUGAACUUGGAUCCUUUUGACAGCUACUCUGAUGAGGAAGUAUGGAGGGCUCUGGAGUAUUCUCAUCUCAAGAGCUUUGUGUCCAGCCUGCCAAACAAACUCAGCCAUGAGUGUAGUGAAGGAGGAGAGAACCUCAGGUAUAACUGCUUUAUAUAUAGACAGUUUGAAUCAGGUGUGAGUAAGAGACUGCUUCCUUUUAAUUUGUAAACACAUCCUCAGGGUUUAAAGAGUCAUUUCACACUCACCACUCUACUGCUCCUUGUACACUUUGAAUGUGAAACAUGCAGAAGGUAUUGAGUUUCAUCUAGGAAGCAGAAGU
This is a messenger RNA of Epinephelus moara (kelp grouper), 5529 nucleotides long. It is a transcript of the gene abcc1, whose product is annotated as ATP-binding cassette, sub-family C (CFTR/MRP), member 1. Gene Ontology annotation, molecular function: ATP hydrolysis activity; ABC-type xenobiotic transporter activity; glutathione transmembrane transporter activity. The transcript is spliced from 31 exons. Gene Ontology annotation, biological process: xenobiotic transport; glutathione transmembrane transport. The record is from RefSeq and is a predicted model, not a curated record. Lineage: Eukaryota; Metazoa; Chordata; Actinopteri; Perciformes; Serranidae. The coding region runs from base 1308 to 5417 and encodes 1369 amino acids. Gene Ontology annotation, cellular component: basolateral plasma membrane.